GUAGGCACAUGUGCAUUGGAACAAAAACAACAACGGUCGCCGUCUGCUGUGCUUAGUGAAGACUGUUCUGUGGCCGUUCGCGCGAAGCUGAAAGUAAAAGCUCUGCUGUAAACCGGUGCUCCGAAUUACGAGAAGUCAGGAGAAAAUCAAUGACUAUCGUGGAACUGGCAUGAAAUGAAACCUUGGUUCCCUAUCCCCUUGGAAAUUUGAAAUUUGGGUUCUGUGACAUUCUUCGUUGAUUACAGCUGUAUAUUUCCUGAAGGAAAGCAUGCCACAAACGCCAACCUUUGCAGCGAUGUUUAACAGCAGUGGUUACAGCCGACAUCUGUACUCAUCCAGAGAAGAGAAUUGUGGAGGUCUAUUUUACCAUGACAACAACCUUGUGUCAGGGUCUCUGGAGGCACUGAUCCAACACCUUGUGCCUACAGUGGACUACUAUCCUGAUAGAACAUACGUAUUUACUUUUCUGCUCAGCUCACGUCUUUUCAUCCGGCCAUAUGAGCUCCUAGCAAAGGUUUGCCUCAUGUGCAUUGAGCAACAGAGACUGAAUGAGGCCAUUUUAGAUAAGGCCAAAAUAAGAAAAUUUGCACCAAAAAUAGUGCAGCUAUUGGCCGAAUGGACUGAGACAUUUCCCUAUGAUUUUCGAGAUGAGAGGAUGAUGAGAAACCUAAAGGACAUGACACACAAGAUAGCUACUUUGGAUGAGUUGCAUCGGAAAACUAUGCACCAGAUAACUCAGAACCUGAUCCGGAAGCUUGCUACCCUUAACCAGUAUGAAGAAGUUCUCACAAAAUUAAAUACAUCUGUCACAGAUCGACUGACUGUGCUAAAGACCAAACCACAAUCCAUUCAGAGAGAUAUAGUGAACAUCUGCAGUGAUCCAUACACUUUAGCUCAGCAGCUAACAAAUGUAGAACUGGAACGACUCAGUCAUAUUGGACCGGAGGAAUUUGUUCAAGCCUUUGCACACAAAGACACUUUAGAUAACAAGACCUGCUUUAAUGAUCUGAAGAAAACAAGUAACCUGGAAGCAUAUGUUGAGUGGUUUAACAGACUGAGCUAUCUAGUAGCAACGGAGAUUUGCAUGCCGGUGAAGAAGAAGCACAGGGCACGAGUAAUAGAAUAUUUCAUUGAUGUAGCUCGGGAGUGCUUCAACAUUGGCAACUUCAAUUCCUUGAUGGCAAUUAUUUCUGGCAUGAACAUGAGCCCUGUUUCUAGACUAAAGAAAACCUGGGCAAAAAUCAAAACGGCCAAGUUUGACAUCCUUGAGCAUCAAAUGGAUCCUUCUAGUAAUUUCUACAACUAUAGGACAGCUUUGCGAGGAGCAGCUCAAAGAUCAAUGACAGCCCAUAGUACCAGGGAAAAGAUUGUAAUUCCUUUCUGCAGCCUAUUAAUCAAGGAUAUUUACUUUUUAAAUGAGGGCUGUGCCAAUCGUUUACUGAAUGGACAUGUCAAUUUUGAGAAAUUCUGGGAGCUUGCAAAGCAGGUCAGUGAGUUUAUGACCUGGAAACAAGUGGAGUGCCCCUUUGAGCGUGAUCGCAAAAUUCUUCAAUAUCUUCUCACAGCCCCUGUCUUCUCUGAAGAUACACUUUACUUGGCGUCCUAUGAGAGUGAAAGCCCUGAGAACCACAUUGAGAAGGAACGGUGGAAGACCCUAAGAUCAACACUUCUAACUAGGGUUUAGCAUGGACAUAAACUGCUUUAUAAUCAGCCCCAAAUCUAAGAUGUUUUAAAUAACUGGCCUCUGAGGACAAGACACUUGGACAUACAGUAGUCUAGAACUCCCGUAUCAGCACCAAGGAGGAUACAUCUCAGUGAGAGCAAAACAGACAUUGGAUGUCCAUAUUUCAUUGGUCACAGAUCUGAUUCAAAUGUGUCUUUUUUUUUUGUUCAACUUGACGUUAUGAAUUGAACUUUGAGAGCGUGCUCAUGAUUGCACACCUCAGUAUUAGCUUUCAAGUUGUGGACUGAACUCCGAGGUUUGCAGCUGGUUAUUCUCUGCUGUUUCAGAUGGAAACUCAGAAUUUGGUGCUGGUCUCCACCUGGUCUACUGAUUAUUGGAAUUAAAACUGAACUCUGAGUUGGUUGCUGGUUAGCCAACUCAGUAAUAUGGAAAAAAAAAUUGCUAAUAUAAUGUUCAUGACAUUGGUCACAGAAAUGUAGUACUGGAAUGCAAUAGAUUUGUGUGAUAUGGGAAGCUAGUUAUAUCCAUGACUAAAUUGUUUACAUAGAACACUGUAAACAUUCCACAUUGCAGUAUGAGUCACAUCUGUAUAGGUUUUAACACAUUCUGUGAUUUAAAGUAACACAAAAAAAUGGAAAUGAUAGAAUGCGUUAUUUUGGCAUAUGUAAGAAUUAAAGAGAAUUUUAGUUGCUUUUAGAUGUUUGGUAGUAUCACACACUUACAUUAAAAUACUGACACAAAAAUAAUAUUGUUCCUUAUAAGCAGCAGUUACACAGGGACUUGUUCUGUGGGAAGGCUUGCAGAUUCAUUGAUGAAAAUGUGGGUGGUCAAUCACACUACAAAGUGCACUCUUCUGUGAGUCACAUCAGCAUUGGAUUGUGCAAUACCUUGUUUUGUUAGACAUUUUUGAUUUGCUUUCAGCAGAUGUAAGCACUUAAACAUAUUCAUUCCAGAUGUGUCACGAAAGGCAUCACAGGACUAUUAAAAAAUGUGGCUCAGAACAUAUUAAAUGUCAGUAAUUCACUAAUGGAGCUGACCAGAUAAUGUACAUGUUUUUGUAAGCUAUUUGAAUGAAGGCUGAAAUUUUGCAGGCAUUUUGUCCUGCCAUUAUCUUUUUGUGCUUUUUUUAAAGAUUAUAAGAACAGUCACAAUAUUGUGGUUAACUUAUCUGUGUAUAUAAUUUAUACUUUUGCGUGUACAUCGUAAUGUAUUUUAAGUGUCAAGAAUGCUUACAAGUGAAUUUUUUUAAAUUUAUGUGAUUCAAAUGGAACUUUUGUAAAUAAUGAGGGUUUUCUUCUUUUACCUGUAGAAAUGAAGUUAUUUUAUACUGGAUCUUUGGCAUAGCUCAAUCUACAGAUUACUGAAGCAAUAGAGAAAGAUUAUUCUAGCCAUGCAUACCAGCUUUGACAAUUUUAUGCAGCAGCACAUAGCGUUUUUGCUAGCAAAUGAUUAUUCCUGAGUCUAUAUAUAUCCAUAAGAUAACAGGCACCAUUAUUCCUACGUGGCAGGAGUGUUUUCUAGUCACCUACAGUCCAUGUGGCACAAGUUACCCAUUGGAUGUCAAUCUAGUCUCCACUCCCCUGGAUUGUCCAGGGUGGGCUUCAAAUGCUGACUCUGUCUCAGAGGUUGAAAUUUUUUUUUAUUCAUUUACGGGAAGUGGGCAUCGCUGGCUAGGCCAGCAUUUGUUGCCCAUCCCCAACUGCCUUUGAGAAGUUUGUGGUGAGCCGUCUUCUUGAACUGCUGCAGUCCAUGUGGUGUAAGUACACCCAGGGUGCUGUUAGUGGGGAAAUCCCAGGAUGCUAUGACUAAGCCAUAGGCCUGACCCACCAAUUGAUGUUAUUGACAUGUUACUGUUCUUUUGUGGACAGAACACAGAGUUAGAUUUUUCUGCUAAGGUUACAUUAAAUGGACAUAGCAAUUUUCCACUUGUGUACAAAUAUUUACUAUCUGUUUUUAUGCUUAAUUGACUUAACGCAUUAUUUAGGGAACAGAUAGGACUGACCCAAAAUUCAAAACUGAAGUAACUUAAAUUGGGUCAUUUUAGGUUUAUAUGUGAAUCCUCAGUUGAAUUAUCCCAUUGUCUAGCACAUUGAAUUAACUUCAUCUGAACCAUUUUGUGUUCCAAUGAAGUUUCCCUUUUUUAUAAGCAUGCAUUCUUAGAAUGACAAGAUCAUAUAUUACAAAACAGCUUAGUAUCUAUCUACAAUGGCCCUUUUAGUCUUUGCAGCUCAUGGGUCCCUGUCAAACCUAUGGUAAAGAAAUGGGACUUCUUAUUUUUUUUACAACUGGUGGUAUAUGCAGGCAUCAAUCUUAGCUUAGCUAUCAGAGAGUGGAAGAGAAAGUCAGUCACAGAUAUUUAUACAAUUUGUAGCUACUUGAUGGAGUGGGAAAUAAUACCCUAGUUAUCCAAGGAAUAAACAACUGACUCCUGUAUACAGAUGUUGACAGAAAAAGUGUUUGCAUUAUGUUUUGAUUCUCACCAAAGCUUAGUUCCAGUAACCAUUUCCAAUCAUUAAAUUGCUAUAUGGACUUCAACAUUUUGGAUUUACAAAAGGUGAAAUAUCAUGUGACGUGUUUGAAAAUGUAACUUACGUGUAAGACAGGUCGUGUCGCAACCUGGAAUGGCUGAAAAUUCCUUUGGAUUUCAAAGAAGCUUUUGGGCAUGCUCAACUUUCAGCAACCAGCACAAGAGAAAGAAAGUGGCUGGUUUACUUUGAUGAAAUGCAGCGUUGUUGGCACUUUCGUCUUGGCUGUGAACCAAGUCUCAUCUCAAGAUUUUUUUCUACCCCAUCAUAUAUUGCACUUUGCUUUUAAAGUUCUUGAAUGAAUGCAGGGCAUUUAUGUCUAAGUGGAUCACAGGAACCCAAAAGUUGUUACAUGUUCUGACUGCAGAGAUUUCUAAUAUCCUGUUUUGCUCACAGAAAAUGUUGACUAUGGAAGGAUCAGUGGUCAUGUCAAAAGGACAUGUAGUAGAAAUAAAUUCAAUAAAUUGUUCAUAGAAUCUUAA
Molecule: messenger RNA, 4691 nt
Organism: Carcharodon carcharias (great white shark)
Lineage: Eukaryota; Metazoa; Chordata; Chondrichthyes; Lamniformes; Lamnidae
Gene: rasgef1ba
Product: RasGEF domain family, member 1Ba
Exons: 14
Coding region: 269-1684 (471 amino acids)
Biological process (GO): Ras protein signal transduction; positive regulation of GTPase activity
Cellular component (GO): plasma membrane
Molecular function (GO): guanyl-nucleotide exchange factor activity
Source: RefSeq, a predicted model, not a curated record